This is a messenger RNA of Indicator indicator, 1386 nucleotides long. RefSeq names its product UBX domain protein 11 (gene UBXN11). Gene Ontology annotation, biological process: proteasome-mediated ubiquitin-dependent protein catabolic process. Lineage: Eukaryota; Metazoa; Chordata; Aves; Piciformes; Indicatoridae. Gene Ontology annotation, molecular function: ubiquitin binding. The record is from RefSeq and is a predicted model, not a curated record.
AUGGCUGCCGGCCUUCUGGGGACCCGCACGGCUGUGCAGAGCGGUGACAGGCCGAGAAACAACCCCGGCUCGAAAAAAACUCCCCGAAUUUCUUACCUGCUGCUUUUUCUGGCUGGUACCAGUCGCCAGCAGCGCCCGGAGCUGUUGGCCAAUGCUGCUUGCACUGACACAAGGCCCCUGUCCUUCCUGAUGCAAAGAAUCACUCUGCUGGAACAGAAAAUAGAGGAACAAGCACAAGAAAUCCAAGGGAAGGACAGGAGAAUUGCUGAACUUGAAGAGAAGAUGAAGGCUCUCCAGAAAGAAGAUGCUCCCAACUCAUCCACAGCAGAGGAACUGGAAAUGAGAUGCCUUCAGCUGCAGAGCCAGGUCUGGGAGAUGGAGUGCUUUCUGAAGGACUACGGCCUGGUCUGGGUGGGAGAGGGACACAAAGAGCUGGAAGAUGCAGAAUCAGGCAAGGGUGAAGGAGAGCUGCCAGCAAGGAGCUGCUGGAAGCCAGGUGAAGCUGUUGUCUCCCAGCACCAGAUUGAUUUUGACUUGAUCCUGGCAAAGGUGAAGGAUCUGAACCUGCUGGCUGGAGAGGGCAUGGCUCACAUCCAGCUCACAGCUGGGGGAGCUCAGCUGAGGCAGCCAGAAGCCCUCUCUCUGACUCUGUACCAAAAUGGGAUGGUGCUGGCAGAGAGACCCUUUCAGCCCUACCAGGACCCAGCCACACAGCAAUGCCUGCAGGAUAUCAUAGAUGGAUAUUUCCCCUCAGAGCUGCAGCUGCACUACCCAGAUGACAUCCCCCUGCAGGUCACUGACAGAAGGGCUGUGGUAUUCCAGGAGAGAGACCCUGCAGGGAGGUUUCCUGGCCCUGGCCGAGUGGCUGGCCAGUCCAGACCCAGUGAGGUGCAGGGAACCACUGAGACCCCAGGUCCCAAGCUCUCCUUGGAGCAGUUUCUCAACAAGCUUCCCAAUCCCUCAGCACAUGGAGGAGAAGCCAUCAGUGCCCAAGACUCAGCCAGAGCUAUGCAGCAGGGCUCUGGUGGAGUGCAGAGCAGCAAAGAGAACCUACUGAAGGCACCCAGGCUGUCUGUCCUGGAGAGGUUGAAGAAGGCUGAAGCUGCUGGCCCUGCUGUCUGCAGCCUGCGUGUCAAGUCGGAGAGCAGGAAGCAGACCCAGGUCCUGCAGAUGCUGCCCACAGACACCAUCGGGGACCUGCGCCGGCACCUCGCACGCACCAGGGGUGGAGAUGACUCCUAUGAGAUCAUCAGCACCUUUCCCCAGAGGGUGGAUGUGGACAACUCCAGGAGCCUGCAGGAAUAUGGCCUGACCCCCAGUGCCUCCUUGCUGCUGCGGAGGAGAGACCCUUCCCCACGAGAGGGGAAGGGGCUGCACACAGCUUAA